UUUUCCCAUCUUUUACUUUGUUAUCUAACCUGCAAAUUGGGUGACCUCAAAUGGGUAUUUUUUGAAUUUGGUUGAUUAACAGAUAUAUCUGCGUUGAAGUUUUGUCUUUUGACUCAACAAUGGAUUAAUUCUGAAAUUAAAAUUACCAAUUCUUGGUUGUCUGUUUGCCUUAUGAUUGUGACGGUUGAACUUUUUAGCUGAUCAUUUAUGGUUGCUUGCUUGCUUACUGAGAUUGUGUGAAUGAAACCCUUUGAUGCCCAUUUAGAAAACAGGAGGAGAAAAAAGUAAUCUUUUUUGUAAUCCAUGGAAAUUUUUGAUGUUUUACAAUCGUAUCUACUUUCUAAUAGUGUUUGUUAUUGUAUAAGUUCUGAUUGAAUUCACGGCUAGUAGCUUUUGCUCAAACAGUGAAUUGUGUUAAGAAAUUCAUUAUUCAGAACCCAUUUAGUAGCUGUUCUAAAAUCCAAAACCCAUAAAGUUGAAAUUAUGCUCCGGGUGCUAUGCAGUGGCUUAAUUCCCAAAGAAAGUAAAAAAUUUCACUGAGUUUCAUAUAUAAUUGCAUAUAAAGAUAUCACAUUUAACUACUGUAUUGGGCACUCUGAAUUUUGGAAGUAAAAGGGUCCAAGUGGAGUUGAAUGAAUAUUGAGGAUUCAUAUAGCCAACAAGAAUUGUUUGGAGUUAAGCCUUUAAGGUGUCGAACAUCAUACUUUUCUUUCUUAAGGCCUUGAUCAGAAAGGGCAUUCACUCAUUCGGGAUUUCCUGAAGAGAGCGGGUGCCCAAUUGGCUCGCUUCUUCAUUUGCUUGCUGAAGGCCUUUUGUCAGUUCUAUUAAGUUACCCCAAAUUUCGAUCACCACAACUUUUGCUUCCACAAUCAGGAAAUAGAGACAAUUGGGGAUUGUCAAUGACACUUGAAAAGGUUUUUGAGGUACUAUCAUAGCUUGAAAGAGAUAUAAUGGGUGCAGUUUGUUGCUGCUUGCGAGACGAAUGUGAAGAUUUUGCCAACCCAAACAGCUCAAUGUAUAGGAACUGUAUAUGCUUUCCAACUCUUGUUCAGAACUUCUUGCAUGUGUAUGCAUCACUUUUCCAUAGAGGAGAAAGACAUGUCAUUCCUUCAUCGGAUCAAGGUGCAGCAUCUUUGAGUUCUACAGCAUCUCUUGAUGACUCACUAUCUGACAUGUACCGUUCUCCUCCGAGACCACUGCCAUAUGAUGCUGAUCCAAGAUAUUUCCGCUUGCAACAAGAUGGACAAGUCCCAAGAAGGGAGAAAGGCUCGAGCCACUCAUAUGAGGAAACUGAACCACUACAAAGAAAUUUUGAUGACCCUGAAUCGUUAAGUGAUGUAAAUAAAUGGAGUCUGCCUACAUUUGAAGAAGGAUCAAAAGAAUACAAUAAGUCUUCUGUGGAAUUCUCAACUGCUAAAAUGACUUCUGGAGAUGCUCAUAGCUAUUAUUAUUCAGAAGAUGAAGAUGUCUGCCCAACCUGUCUUGAAGAAUAUACAGAGGAAAACCCAAAAAUAAUAACAAAAUGCUCUCACCAUUUCCACCUGAGUUGUAUAUAUGAGUGGAUGGAAAGAAGUGACAGCUGUCCAGUUUGUGGCAAGGUGAUGGCAUUUGACGAGACAACCUAAUCUUUGCUCAAGAAGUUACAGUUCCAGAGGGGUGAAACCAGCAGUAGUAAGGGAUUAUAAAACCAGAACAGAUAAAUUUAAAGUCUGUGUGAAUACCAUUUUGCCAAAUACAUAUAUGUUAUCAUGUACAGUAAAAUAUAAAAUAAGUACUAAUUGUUAAACAUAUCCCUGAUUAAUGCUUGAGUUUCCAUAUUGUUAUAUGGUUUUCACUUUAA
This is a messenger RNA of Solanum tuberosum (potato), 1840 nucleotides long. Its product is annotated as E3 ubiquitin-protein ligase At3g02290-like. The transcript is spliced from 5 exons. Lineage: Eukaryota; Viridiplantae; Streptophyta; Magnoliopsida; Solanales; Solanaceae. Bases 951 to 1625 code for a protein of 224 amino acids. The record is from RefSeq and is a predicted model, not a curated record. Gene Ontology annotation, molecular function: ubiquitin-protein transferase activity.